UUUCAUUUCUUGGAUGUUGGUGAUGUUCUGUGGUCUAACUUUGGCCCAGGAUGAUGUUAAUGAAAUAGAAACACAGUUAAGUUUUCCUGAAAUGUCAGUCUUGCUCCAAGAGCUCGGUGCUCUGAAAGAGAAAAGUGAAGCCUUGGAAACAAAGCUGGAAGAGACUGAAAACCAGGUACUGGUGCUUAAUGAGAAAGCAUCAACAAAGGUGGUUUUCAGUGCUGAAAUAGGUGGGAAUGGAGCCAUUGGACCUUACAGCACAUCAAAAACCCUGAUCUACACAAGCGUACUAGCAAAUCUGGGCAAUGCCUACAAUCAGCACACUGGUAUCUUUGUUGCACCUGUUAGAGGCAUGUACUACUUCUCCUUCUUCUAUCAUGCUGGUGGAGGAUUUCCUGUGGGUCUGGACCUCAUGAAGAACAAUCAGGUUGUUGUGCGAAGCGCUGAACACAAGUCAUCUUAUGACUUUAGUGAUAAUGGAGGCAAUGCAGCCUUUGUGGAGCUGCAGCAGGGAGACCACGUCUACGUCCAGCUGGAUGCAAACCACCAUGUUUGGGGAAGUGGCUAUUCAACGACUUUUAGUGGUUUUCUUCUGCAUCAAGUCUGA
Messenger RNA from Poecilia reticulata (guppy), 607 nucleotides. Its product is annotated as complement C1q-like protein 2. Gene Ontology annotation, molecular function: protein binding. Lineage: Eukaryota; Metazoa; Chordata; Actinopteri; Cyprinodontiformes; Poeciliidae. The record is from RefSeq and is a predicted model, not a curated record.